This is a messenger RNA of Aphidius gifuensis, 1888 nucleotides long. It is a transcript of the gene ergic53, whose product is annotated as protein ERGIC-53. The coding region runs from base 33 to 1583 and encodes 516 amino acids. Gene Ontology annotation, cellular component: Golgi membrane; endoplasmic reticulum-Golgi intermediate compartment; COPII-coated ER to Golgi transport vesicle. Gene Ontology annotation, biological process: endoplasmic reticulum organization; endoplasmic reticulum to Golgi vesicle-mediated transport; Golgi organization. Gene Ontology annotation, molecular function: D-mannose binding. The record is from RefSeq and is a predicted model, not a curated record. The transcript has 6 exons. Lineage: Eukaryota; Metazoa; Arthropoda; Insecta; Hymenoptera; Braconidae.
AUAUUUAUCCAAUCGUUAAACAACAAGUUGACAUGCGUGGCUCAUUGACAAUCAUUCAGUCAAAAAUGAAAAUGGCUGCAGAGGUGAGGUGGCUAACAUUAUUAAUUGUAUUUACAAUAAUUAAUUGUUUAAAUGCUGGUGAACCACAUAUUAAAUUUGAAUAUAAAUAUUCAUUUAAACCACCAUAUCUUGCACAAAAAGAUGGAAGUGUACCAUUCUGGGAAUAUGGAGGAAAUGCUAUUGCAAGUUCUGAUAGUGUCAGAGUAGCACCAUCACUUAGAAGUCAAAAAGGUGCAAUAUGGACAAAAGAACCAGUUAAUUUUGAAUGGUGGAAUGUUGAUAUGGUAUUUAGAGUAUCUGGAAGAGGAAGAAUUGGUGCUGAUGGUCUUGCAUUUUGGUAUACAACAGCAAAAGGUGCUUAUGAUGGUACUGUUUUUGGAAGUUCUGAUCAAUGGAAUGGUCUAGGUUUAUUUUUUGAUUCAUUUGAUAAUGAUAAUAAACAUAAUAAUCCAUAUAUUUAUCCAAUUGUUAAUGAUGGUACACAAAUGUUUGAUCAUUCCAAUGAUGGUGCAACUCAGUUACUUCAAGGUUGUCUUCGUGAUUUUCGUAAUAAACCAUUUCCAACAAGAGCAAGAAUUGAAUAUUAUCAAAAUACUCUCACAGUAUUGAUAAAUCCAGGAUUAACAAACAAUGAAAAAGAUUUAGAAAUGUGUUUCCGUGCUGAAAAUAUAUAUUUACCAAAAGGUGGUUAUUUUGGUGUAUCAGCAGCAACUGGUGGUCUUGCUGAUGAUCAUGAUGUAUUUCAUUUUUUAACAAGUUCAAUACAUAUACCUGGACAAAUUUCAACAGAUGGACCAAAGGUAUCAGUUGCUGAAGAAGCUAAAUUACAAAAAGAAUAUGAAGAUUAUGAAAAGAAAUUGGAGCAACAAAAAGAGGAUUAUAGAAAGAGUCAUCCUGAUGAAGCAGGUCAAGACAAAGAAGAUUUAGAAUGGUUUGAAAGUGCAAAUCAACGUGAAUUAAAUCAAAUAUUUGAAGGACAAAGUCAAAUAUUUGAUCAAGUACGUUUAUUAAGUAAUAAAUUGGAUGAAAUUGUUGGUAGACAAGAACGUACACUCAGUAUGUUAUCACAAGUACAAGUUGGUGGUGGUGGUGGUGUUAAUGUACAAGGUGGUGGACAACCAAUACAAAUGAUUGAUACAAUAAGAAGACAAGAAGUUGAUGCUGUACUUGCAAAUCAAAAUGUUAUAUUAAAUACAGCACGUGAAUUAAAGUCAUUUAUUGGUGAUGUUAAUUCAAAAACAGAAACAAUAUUAAAUAAUCAAGCAAGACAACCAACAGCUCAAGUACAACCAAUGGGUUAUGAUUAUCAAUCACUUAUAUCUGAAAUGCGUGAUGGUCUUAAUCAAAUAAAACGUGAUGUAUCACAUAAUAAUAAAGCUGGUGGUAAUGUUGCUGAUUGUCCAACUGGUAAUUGUUUAACAACAACAAUGUUCCUCAUCUUUCUUGCUAUGCAAAUGGUUAUACUACUUGGUUAUAAUAUUUACAAGGACAACAAGGAAGCACAAGCUAAGAAAUUCUAUUAAUUACAAGUGACAAGUUAAUCAUUUAAAAAAAAAAAAAGAAUUUAUUUUAAAUUUAUAAUACACUUUUUGUGUCCAGAGACUUAUACGAACAAUCGAUUUAUUAUAUAUCGUACGUUCAUUUUCCAGAAUGGCCGAGUAAUUAUCUAAUUUUUUUUUUUUUUUAAUUUUUUUCUCCAUUCAUUCCUGCAACUAUUAAGAUACACAUUUUUCUAAGUAAUUUUUUUUUUUUUUUCUUUUUUUGCUAAUUUUUUUAGAGCAAUGAUCAAGCAAUCAUUUUAUCAUCAGUGAGAUUCAUAUAUUAAACG